AUGGGUGACGCCAACGGUGUUUCCGCUGAGCGGUUUGCUAUCGGUAUCUCGUUUGGCAACUCGUCCAGCUCAAUUGCUCGCAUUUCGCCUGAAGGCAAGGCUGAGGUUAUUGCUAACGAGGAGGGAGACCGUCAAAUCCCUACCGUCCUGUCUUAUAUCGAUGGCGAGGAGUACCACGGUACUCAGGCAAAGGCACAGCUCGUUCGGAACUCCAGCAACACUGUCGCAUACUUCCGCGACUAUCUGGGCAAGGAGUUCAAGGACAUCGACCCUACCCCGUGCCACCAGUCCGCUCACCCCCAGCAGAGCGGCUCGACCGUUGCUUUCACCAUCCGUGACACUGCCAGCGAGACCCCCAACUCCGUCACCGUCUCGGAGAUUGCUACUCGCCACCUGCGUCGCCUGAAGCAGUCCGCCACCGACUUCCUGGGUAAGGAUGUCAACUCCGCCGUCAUCACGGUCCCCACCGACUUCACCGAUGCUCAACGCGAGGCUCUCGUUGCUGCCGCCAAGGAUGCCGGUAUUGAGGUCCUCCAGCUCAUCGCCGAGCCCGUCGCCGCUGUGAUGGCUUACGAUGGCCGCCCCGAAGCCACCGUCACCGACAAGCUGGUUGUUGUUGCCGACCUCGGUGGCACUCGCUCUGACGUUGCCGUCGUUGCUUCCCGCGGCGGUAUGUACACCAUCCUGGCCACUGCCCACGACUACGAGCUGGGCGGUGCCUCCUUGGACCAAAUCAUCAUCGACCACUUCGCCAAGGAGUUCAUGAAGAAGCACAAGACCGACCCCCGUGAGGACGCCCGCGGCCUGGCCAAGCUUAAGCUCGAGGGUGAGGGCACCCGCAAGGCCCUCAGCCUGAGCCCCAACGCUCAGUUGAGCAUCGAGUCCCUGGCCGAUGGCAUUGACUACGGUUCCACCGUCAACCGCACUCGCUUCGAGAUGCUUUCCGGCAAGGUUUUCGCUCAGUUCACUGGUCUGAUCGAACAGGUCGUCAAGAAGGCCGGCCUUGAUGUCCUCGACAUCGACGAGGUCAUCUUCUCCGGUGGUGCGUCGCACACCCCCAAGAUCGCCCAGCUGGCCCAGAACAUCUUCUCCGAGAAGACCAACAUCCUGGCUCCUUCCACCUUCACCUCUGCCAUCAACCCCUCUGAGCUGUCUGCCCGUGGUGCCGCUUUCCAGGCCUCUCUGGUGCAGGAGUUCGACCAUGAGGAUAUUGAGCAGUCCAUCCACCCCAUGGUGACUGCCACCCCCCACCUGAGCAAGGCCAUUGGUGUCGAGUUCCAGUCCACCACCGAGACCACCUUCCAGCCCCUGCUGAGUGCCGAGACCGCUCUGCCCGCCCGCCGUAUCGCUCAAUACACUGCUCCCAAGGAGGGCGGUGAUGUCCUGGUCCGCGUCUGCGAGGGUGCGCGCGAGAUCAAGGUCACCAAGCCUGAGCCCAAGGCCAAGGGGGACAAGCCCGCUGACGACGAGGACUCCGAUUUCGACUCUGACGAUGAGGAGGAGGAGGACCACCGCGAGAUUGUCUGGAAGACCGAGAAGCCCGUUGCCGAGCUCGCCGUCAAGGGCGUCAAGGCCGGCGGCAAGGUCGAGGUCAUGGUCCACGUCAACCCCGACCUGGGUCUCCAAAUCGCCGUCCGCGAGGUCGGUGGCAGCACCGCUGUCCGUGGUGCCAUCAACGGCUCCGCCUAA
Penicillium cinerascens is the source of this 1689-nucleotide messenger RNA. Its product is annotated as ribosome-associated complex protein SSZ1. Gene Ontology annotation, cellular component: nucleus; cytosol. Gene Ontology annotation, biological process: protein folding. The transcript is spliced from 3 exons. Gene Ontology annotation, molecular function: ATP-dependent protein folding chaperone; ATP binding. Bases 1 to 1689 code for a protein of 562 amino acids. The record is from RefSeq and is a predicted model, not a curated record. NCBI's taxonomy places the organism in Eukaryota, Fungi, Ascomycota, Eurotiomycetes, Eurotiales, Aspergillaceae.